Messenger RNA from Octodon degus (degu), 1533 nucleotides. RefSeq names its product hemogen-like. The transcript is spliced from 2 exons. The record is from RefSeq and is a predicted model, not a curated record. NCBI's taxonomy places the organism in Eukaryota, Metazoa, Chordata, Mammalia, Rodentia, Octodontidae. Gene Ontology annotation, cellular component: nucleoplasm. Gene Ontology annotation, biological process: cell differentiation; regulation of osteoblast differentiation.
GGCUGCUUGUAGAAGCCAGACCAUAUACUAGGAAGGUACUGCAGCAAGAUGGACUUGGGAAAGGAUCAGUCUCAUUUGCAACUCCAUCAGACACCUGACCAUCGUCAAAGAGAGACCUUUGGUCCAGAAAUCAUUGGAACUUGGAGUUUGCGGAACCGAGAACAACUCAGAAAAAGAAAAGCUGAAGCACAAGAAAAGCAAACUUCACAAUGGGCAUUUGGAGAACAGAAAAAACGCAAGUGGCAGAACACAGGAAGAGGAAAUCAAAGAGGCCGGAAGAGACAACAAAAUGCAGAGCCAAAGAGAGAGCACCAGUCACAAAGAGCAAAGGAAAUUGUGGAGAAAGCAUCGGUACCUACAGAGAAAGAAAAUGAGCCUCCUGGAAGAGCAGCUGAGGCCCCUGCUUUGGUAACUUCCUCCAAAAACACUAUGCCUGAGGAUCAGUCUUCUGAACUACCUCUAGAAAGCAUUACUCAUGAUGAAAAUUCUUCUUAAUACCAAGAAAUAGUGGCACAAAACUGUGGUUCUGAAACAUGCCAACAUAUGGCUGAACCUGAAGACCUUGCUCCUAAAACCUACCAAGAGAUAUCCAUACUUCAAGACUAUUCAUCCAAAGUAUAUCAAGAUGUGGCUCAGCCUGAAGUCCUUGCUCCUAAAACACGCCAAGAAAUAGCUGUGAUUCAAGCUCACCCUUUCAAAAUAUGGCAAGAUGUAGUUCAGUCUGAAGUCCUUAUUCCUAAAAUGUGCCAAGAAACAGCUGUGCCCAAAGCCCCCUCUACAACCUGUGAAGUUGUCACUGACCAAGAAAGAUGUGCUCCUGAAGCAGCCCUAAAAGUGGAGGUGCCUCAGGACGGUCCAGAGGACACAGACCCAUACACAGCUGAGCCAGAGAAACCCACUUUGGGACAAGACCAAGCCGGGCCAGAAGGCUUUCUUCAAUCACAAAAAAUAGCUCUGCCUAAAGACCUUUCUUUAAAAACAUAUCAAGAAACAACUGAGCCUGAAUAUUUUUCUCAUGAAACAUAUAAAGAAGUGAGUGUGCCUAACAGUUCCUCUCAUAAAAUAAUCCAAGAAACACUGAAGCCUGAAGGAUGUUCACCUGAAAUAAACCAAGAAACACUGGAGUCUGAAGAAUAUUCACCUGAAAUAAACCGAGAAACCCUGGAGCCUGAAGAAUACUCACCUCAGACUAACCAAGAAAUACCUGGGCCUGAAGACUAUUCGCCAGAAACCUACCAGGAGAUACAGGAGCCUGAAGACCUCUCUAUUAAGACAUAUAAAAAUGAGAAUGUGCCAAAAGAAUACCUUCCAGAACCAUAUCAAGAAACAGGCAAGGCCCAGGGCCAGGAUUCUAAAGCACAUGGAGAAGAUGCUGAGGAUGUACAUACUAUUCCUCAAGGAGGCGCUGUUCAUAGCAACCCCACAGAAAUGAAAGAAAAACCCAAAGUAGAAGAACCAGAAGUGCCAGCAGUUCCACAUGUUCCUCAAGAGAUUGGUCCAGAAAACGAUGUGUAUAACUAUGUUUUGUUUUAA